Messenger RNA from Acyrthosiphon pisum (pea aphid), 2730 nucleotides. Its product is annotated as nucleolar transcription factor 1-A. The record is from RefSeq and is a predicted model, not a curated record. The coding region runs from base 239 to 1939 and encodes 566 amino acids. NCBI's taxonomy places the organism in Eukaryota, Metazoa, Arthropoda, Insecta, Hemiptera, Aphididae. The transcript has 2 exons.
AUCAACCACACACUCUGCCCAACAAUUUUACGCGGUUAGGAGGCAAUGAGGCAUCGACGACAUUAGUGUUUUGUAACGGAAUUUUCGACUCUACUUACUGCUGAGCGAGCACGACCGUAUCCCACUCUUACGUAGUCACUGCCGUCGCCCGUCGAUUUCGUGGUUUUUUGUUCGCCGGAACCAACUUGGCCGUUGGAUCAUUGGUUUUUAUGUUGAAUUGUUCGAAACAAACAUAAAAAUGGGCUUGGAACGUAAAAGAAAGUCGAUUAAUGCUGUUCAAAGCACUGAUAAAAAAAGAAAAAGCAUAAUAGAAAAAAAGUCUUCAUCGUCGUCUUCCUCUUCUUCUGAUGAUUCUGAUGAGCAGUCUGAUCAUGAUAAUGGAUUAAAUAAUGAAGUAAAAAAUGACAAUCCUGCUAUCAGCCGUUGGCCUCAAGAUGACAUUCAAAAGCUGUUAUCUAAAAUGGAGUCAGUACUUCCUAAGAGUGACAAUACAACAUUUCGAAGUCGAUUCGCGAAACUAGACUGGGAUAAAGUUCAAUUUGAUAACUAUAGUAAAGAAGAAUGUCAAUCUACUUGGUUAGCAAUUCAAGAUCAGCUCAGGACAUUUAAAACUAUAGGUGAUCUUAUUCAUGAUGCUAGAAAUUUAUUGGAAACUAAGGGCAUUGAUACAUAUCGUUCAAAAACAAAUCGGUUACAAAAACCUAGAUCUGCAUAUAUGUUAUUUUACACAGAACAACUACAAAAAUACAAGAAAAAACAUCCAGAUUUAAAAUUGCCACAGUUGACACAAAUCAUUGCUGAGAAGUAUAAUAAAUUAUCUCCCGACAAAAAACAAACAUUUCUUGAUAGAGCAAUAAAAUUAAAGACUGAAUAUAUUGAAAUGGUUGAUAAAACAAGUGUAGGUUUCAAAUCUAAGGAUUCAAAUAAACCGAAAACUCCAUUUCAAAUUUUUAUGGAAUCUAAAUCUACAGAUUUAGAAUCUGCUAAUGUUGAUAAAGCUGAUAUUCAAAACAAAUUAAAAGAAAAGUGGGAAGGUAUGUCAGAAAAGAAAAAAUCUAAAUGGAUUAAAUUGGCAAACGAACGAGAACAGACGUAUUUAAACAAUCUAAAAGAAGACCACAAAAAUGAUCCUGCUUUCACUAUGCCUACAAAAAGUGCAUUGACCAAAGGUGAUAGAAAUAUUUUGGAUUCUCAAUCAGGCAAGCCAAAAAAACCCCCAGUUAAUAAUUAUGGUCUUUUCUCUAAAGAAAUGUUGCAAAGUGAUGCAUUAGCUGGUGUUCCUCCUAAAGAGAGAAUGACAGAGUUGGCAAAGAAAUGGAAAGCUUUUUCUGAUGAAGAGCGACAAAUUUAUUCAGAUAAGUUGAAAGUUAUAACCGAGCGAUAUAAAACUGAAUUUGAAGCAUAUUUAAAUACACUACCAGAAGAUGAAAAACAAAUAGAAAUGUCUAAAAACAAAACAAAACCUAAGAAACCUGAAUCAAAAGUUGUACCUAGGAUUAAUGCUAGAGAAGUAAUCUCAGAAAAACCCACAGAAAAACCUAAAAAAAAAAGUACUUCAACAUAUAACGCGAAAACUAAAACAUUCAAAAAUGAACCACAACAAUUACCUUAUAAAAAUGCAUUUGAAUUAUACAGAAGUAAAUUAGGAGCAAAUGAUAAACAUCCAAUUGCAAGUUUAGAAGAUUGGAAGAAAAAAAAUGGACGAAAACAAACAUUGUUUGAAAAUGAACUUAAAACCCUUAAAAAAGAGUAUAUGAAAAGUUUGAAAGUAUUUUUAAGAUCCCUUUCUGAAGAGGAUUUGCAAUUGUAUCUAAAAUUGAGAAAACCUGAAUUUUUAACUGACAAAAAUGAUUCUAGUGCAUCAGAGGAUGAAGGCAAUUCUUCAUCUGAAGAAGAAGAAGACGAUGAUGAUGAUGAUGAUAAUGAUGAUUCAGAGUAAAACAAAAACAUUUAUUUUCAUUUUUAUUUCAAUAUUAAUACCUCUUGUUUAAUUAUUUUAAGAUAUUAGUUACAUUGUAUAAGUUAAUUUUAUUCCCGUUUAACCCAUUUAAUUUGAAUUUUUGAUUGCUGUAACAAUUUUUUGCAUCUUUUUAGAUAUUAUCCAUUCAUAAAAGGCAAUUAUGUUAAAUAGUAUACUUGCAAUUUAAUCAACAUUGAUUGUUACUUUUAUUUUUCUAAUUAAGUUAAACCUAUUUUAUUAAAUAAUGAUGAGUAACUAUAAUAUUAUAUAACUUUUAUUUAUUUUUGAAUUUAUGAUAUAUUUUGUUAAAUCAACUUUAUUGGGUUUUUAAGUAUAAUUAUUUCUACAUGUUUUUUUUUAUGUUUUCAUGAAAUAAAGUUAAAAUUAAUAUAUUAUAUUUUGAAAUAUAAUUAAAAUUUGAAAAUAGUUUGUAAAAUAAUAAAGGGUUCUAAUAAUAUUAUUUUGUUCAAUAUAAUAAUUAUAUUAAUAUUAUAGUUGUAUAUUAUUCUUUUCGAUUCUUUUAAACAGAUUCAAAUGCAUUUUGAGAUAUUAAAAUAAUUUAUGUUGAAAUCUCAUUCGUAAAAAAAUAAUACAUUUUGUUAUGGGAAUGUAGGAUAGUUUUAUAAUAAUUAGUAAUUAUUGUAUUCAUCAAUGAAUCAAUGGAAGGUUAUAAUUAGACCAUUAGUUUGUAACCUAUGCUUAAGACAAAAUAAUGUUAUACUUGACAAACAAAUAUAUUUUUUCUUAAUAAAAGUAUUUAAAUAUCUUUA